Dibothriocephalus latus is the source of this 735-nucleotide messenger RNA. NCBI's taxonomy places the organism in Eukaryota, Metazoa, Platyhelminthes, Cestoda, Diphyllobothriidea, Diphyllobothriidae. The record is from the annotation of a GenBank genome assembly.
AUGACAACUCCAACCCAAGGCGAUCUAUGUCUCCAACCCGUAUGGGAGCGCUUUCAGGACAACAGCCUUGCGAAUAGAGGCGAUCGCGUUGUCGUAGCCAAUUUUGGUUUUUUGCCUGCUCCUAAUCUCCCCUUCUUCCUCUGGCAGAAGCUCUACCGAAACUGCACCUGUCUGGCAAGUUUCGUGCCCAAAUUUCCGGCUCACCUUCGCGCAGCGCCUGCAGCACCGAAUACUACUGUUCUCCUGGACGAUGAGGUGGUGACGGGUCCCUGCCCUAUGACCUGUCACACUCUGAUUCCCUUCAUUUGCGUUCUCACGACGGCCCUCUUCCUCACUGGAGUCAUUCAAAACCCUCUGCUGAUGGUGACAAUGCGUUCAGUGAGCAAGUCAGAACGUUCCUUGGCUCUGGGCCUGCAGUUUGUCAUCAUCCGGCUGCUGGCCAAUCUGCCCUCACCCAUAAGUUUCGGUCGUGUUAUUGACGGCGCCUGUAUGUUCUGGCAUAUGGAAUGUGGCCGCAGGGGUGACUGUGGCCUCACGGACCGCCGGAACCUCACUUUUUACCUAACUGGACUGGCGCUAGUCGUGAAGGGACUGAGCCUCUUCAUCUACGUCGGUCUCCUCUACCUGCUUCGGAAAUCCUCCCUAAGAAACCAACCAAUGAACGGUAUGCGGACUGCCCCGAACUCCAUCCACGCGGUCUCCAUCAAUACAGAGGAUACCAGAGAACAGUCUUAG